AUGGAAGCUGGAUUUUUCCCGGCAGCCGUCUGGCUGAUUUCUCGAUGGUAUUUGCAGCAUGAAACUCAAACCAGACUUGCGCUUUUCUAUACAGCAAGCUCGCUAUCUGGUGCCUUUUCUGGGCUUCUUGCAUAUGGCCUCACGAAGAUGGAUGGCGUGGGUGGCUAUUCUGGCUGGAGAUGGAUCUUCAUCAUUGAAGGGGCUGCAUCUGUACUCCUGGCGUUUCUCUGUUACUUUUGCCUUGUGGACUCACCCGAGCUCUCCACAAAAUGGCUUGAACCUGAUGGGAUCAUCAAACGUCUUUGCCUGCUUAGUUAG
Messenger RNA from Penicillium coprophilum, 318 nucleotides. RefSeq lists its product as uncharacterized. The transcript is spliced from 2 exons. The record is from RefSeq and is a predicted model, not a curated record. Gene Ontology annotation, molecular function: transmembrane transporter activity. Bases 1 to 318 code for a protein of 105 amino acids. Gene Ontology annotation, biological process: transmembrane transport. Gene Ontology annotation, cellular component: membrane. Lineage: Eukaryota; Fungi; Ascomycota; Eurotiomycetes; Eurotiales; Aspergillaceae.